Molecule: messenger RNA, 1890 nt
Organism: Eutrema salsugineum
Lineage: Eukaryota; Viridiplantae; Streptophyta; Magnoliopsida; Brassicales; Brassicaceae
Product: polyamine oxidase 3
Exons: 10
Coding region: 296-1759 (487 amino acids)
Biological process (GO): polyamine catabolic process
Cellular component (GO): peroxisome
Molecular function (GO): polyamine oxidase activity
Source: RefSeq, a predicted model, not a curated record
UCUCUGUGAUAUUUGAUUUUGCCUCAUUGUUCGCUUCAAUUAAGCAUUCUUCGAAUCUGAUCGUCGCCGAUCUAUAACUCGGAAGAAAAGAGAAUCGCAUGAAAUUGUUUGGAAGACUUGCUUUUACAUCUUUGAUUUCAAGCUACUUCAAUACUGCGAGUUUUCUGAUCUCAAUUCUUAGUUUUUCUCCCCGAUUGCCGAUUUCGCUCUUUCUCUUCGAGCAGAAAUCGUUAGAUCCUUUAUCGCCCAAUACUAGUUGUAAUUUCAGUAAUAAAUCGCGGAGCAUUGUUAAUCCAUGGACUCCGAAGGCAAAACUGAUCGUCAGCUGAAUAAAGCUAUUUCCGUCUCAACCGGCGAGAUGAUGAAGAAGAGAUCACCUUCAGUGAUAGUGAUUGGAGCUGGUAUGGCUGGGAUUUCGGCUGCUCGCACUCUUCAAGAUGCUUCCUUUAAGGUUGUGGUAUUGGAGUCCCGAGACAGAAUUGGUGGACGAGUUCACACCGAUUACUCAUUCGGUUUUCCUGUUGAUUUGGGUGCAUCUUGGUUGCAUGGUGUCUGUAAAGAGAAUCCUCUCGCUGCAGUGAUUGGGAGAUUAGGAUUACCUCUUUACCGUACUAGCGGUGACAAUUCGGUUUUGUAUGAUCACGAUCUUGAGAGUUAUGCUCUAUUCGAUAAAGCUGGUAACCAAGUUCCUCAGGAGUUGGUAACACAGGUUGGCCUAACUUUUGAGCACAUUCUAGAAGAGAUCUCUAAAGUCAGGGAUGAGCAGGUUGAAGACAUGUCUAUAGCUCAAGCUUUUUCUAUUGUAUUCAAGAGAUCACCUGAAUUGAGGUUGGAGGGGCUUGCCCAUAAUGUGCUUCAGUGGUACUUAUGCCGUAUGGAAGGAUGGUUUGCUGCUGAUGCUGAAACCAUCUCGGCAAAGUGUUGGGACCAGGAAGAAUUGCUGCCUGGUGGACAUGGUCUUAUGGUUAGAGGGUAUCGUCCUGUCAUCAACACUCUUUCGAAAGGUCUUGAUAUCCGACUAACCCACAGGGUCAUCAAGAUUGCAAGACGCUACAAUGGAGUGAAGGUGACUACCGAAAAAGGAGACACGUUUGUUGCGGAUGCUGCAGUGAUUGCUCUUCCUCUUGGAGUCCUAAAGUCAGGAAUGAUUGAAUUCGAACCAAAGCUUCCAGAGUGGAAACAAGAAGCUAUCAACGACCUCGGUGUAGGAAUCGAGAACAAGAUCAUCUUGAACUUUGACAAUGUCUUUUGGCCAAACGUAGAGUUUCUAGGAGUGGUUGCAGAAACCUCCUACGGGUGCAGUUAUUUCUUGAACUUGCAUAAAGCCACAAGCCAUCCUGUCCUAGUUUACAUGCCGGCUGGUCAGCUAGCUAAAGACAUUGAGAAGAUGUCUGACGAAGCAGCUGCCAAUUUUGCUUUUUCACAACUCCAGAAAAUUCUUCCUGAUGCGUCUUCACCGAUAAAUUAUUUGGUAUCAAGGUGGGGAUCAGACAUCAAUUCAUUGGGAUCAUAUAGCUAUGACAUUGUUAACAAACCUCAUGACCUCUACGAGAGGCUGAGAGUUCCUCUUGAUAACUUAUUCUUUGCUGGGGAAGCCACUAGCACGAGCUACCCGGGAUCAGUGCACGGUGCUUAUUCAACCGGAUUGAUGGUUGCUGAAGACUGCAGGAUGCGAGUGCUAGAGCGCUAUGGAGAGCUUGAACUUGAUAUUGAAGAGGAAACUCCUGCCUCUGUCCCUCUUCUCAUCUCCCGUAUGUAAAUUUAGAAACCUCAGCUUUUUGGGUUUUUUCGUUUUCAUAUGGGAACAUUGCUAGAUUUGUUUUUUAUUUACUUAUAGAUAUCAUGUGAUAUAACUUAAAAAAUCAAGAAUUUAUUAUGAGAAUUACUUCA